AUCCCCACUUCGGCGAAGUGCUCUUGCUGGCCGCCGUCGACCCUUCAGUUCUUGUGCUAUAGUGUUCUUAGUGGUUUCGUGUGUUCCCAUUUUCAUAUCUCCUCGUGGAACUGAAAAGAAUGUCGAAGAAACGGUUCGAACGGGAUGUUUUGGAAUGGACCAAAUUCGUUUUCGAAAUGCUGUGGGGUGUUAUUGUGACCGCCGGUCUCAUAAUAAAGGAGAUUUUCGAACUAGUUGUCUCAUCGAAAUCAAAAAGUUUAGUCGGCCAACACGUCCUGGUGACAGGAGCGGCCCGAGGAUUGGGAAGGGAAAUAUGCCUUCGCCUCAUCAGAGAAGGAUGUUCCAUGACUUGCGUCGACGUGAUGCUGGAGGGAGCCAAAGAAACGGCGGCGAUAUGCAACGCCGUCCGCUCAGGCUGUGCCAAAGCGAAACUCUGCGACAUCACAGACCGCGAAAGCAUAAAACGGCUCUUAAAAGACAUCCCGCCUGUCGACGUGCUCAUCAACAACGCGGGUAUCGUCAGCUCGGCCGAUAUCCUCGAGGUCACAGAUGAGCACAUUGAAAAAAUGAUGGCUGUCAACGUCAUGUCUCACUUUUGGACGAUACGCGCAUUUCUUCCUGGGAUGAUCGAACGAGGCAGGGGACACAUAGUAGCGAUUGCUUCUGCUGCAGCAUUCACCUCAGCUGCCAACAUCGCACCGUACACGGCGACGAAAUACGCCGUCACAGGAAUGAUGGCGUCCCUCAGGGAAGAAUUCAGAAGAGCCCAUCCACAAAUAAAGACAACGACUAUCCAUCCAUUUUUCAUCACGCCACCACCAUCCAGUGUAGAGCACUGGAACAAAGAAUCGAGGAUUCCUGACGUGACAGCCGGCCAAACCGCUGACAUGACUGUCAUGGGAAUCAAAAAGGAGAAAAUUACAGUCACAGUACCUGCGCAUCUGUAUUUCCUCUUGUUAUUAUUGCAAAUGUUGCCAUCUGCCGCCGGUGAACUUUGGCGGGACAUGUUCUACGCCAAUAUCAACUCUCUGGACAAAAAAAUUAAAGCGUGAUGAAACUUGAUGGGUGUUAUUAAUUUUUUUCGUUGCAUCAUUUUUCGAAAUUAUCUUCACGACUUCUCAACCAGGUUCUUCGGGACAUUGGUUUUAAUUGGUUUCGCCAUAUCGACGCUAAGCCGGUGGGAUGUCGUGAAACCAAAAAGAAUUUAAACAGUGUAAAUAGUUAUUUGUUGUAAAUAAAUCAAAAUACAGCUUUUCCGGCAGAAUUGAUCAAAAGAAUAGUUGCACAUCUAGAUUUUCGAAGUUUUGCGUAUUUAUUUCGUUUAAAAACGCGAAUUUGGUUUGACCGGUUAUCCUCCUCAGAGUCACACCUUUUUAGUUGUUUUAAUAUUAAAAAAUUAGAAAAUUAAGCUCGUAGUGUUUAAAAAUUUAAAAUUUUAAUCAAAAAUCUUUAUACAACUUUAUAAUCAAAAGAUUUCUUUUCUAAAAUUAUGAUAUUUGCUCAAAUAAAAAGAGUGCUUUAUGUAUUAGUAUGUGAGAGUGGUAACCCAUUUUUGUUUUCGAUAAUAUUAAUGGGUUCCCUUUUAUGUGUUAUGUAUAUACAUAUGUUUAAAUAUAGUACAAUGGUUUCAAAAA
Molecule: messenger RNA, 1634 nt
Organism: Cimex lectularius (bed bug)
Lineage: Eukaryota; Metazoa; Arthropoda; Insecta; Hemiptera; Cimicidae
Product: epidermal retinol dehydrogenase 2-like
Exons: 7
Coding region: 120-1052 (310 amino acids)
Cellular component (GO): lipid droplet
Molecular function (GO): oxidoreductase activity, acting on the CH-OH group of donors, NAD or NADP as acceptor
Source: RefSeq, a predicted model, not a curated record